Cladophialophora psammophila CBS 110553 is the source of this 936-nucleotide messenger RNA. RefSeq lists its product as uncharacterized. The record is from RefSeq and is a predicted model, not a curated record. Bases 1 to 936 code for a protein of 311 amino acids. Gene Ontology annotation, biological process: shikimate metabolic process; chorismate biosynthetic process. The transcript has a single exon. Lineage: Eukaryota; Fungi; Ascomycota; Eurotiomycetes; Chaetothyriales; Herpotrichiellaceae. Gene Ontology annotation, molecular function: shikimate 3-dehydrogenase (NADP+) activity.
AUGCAAAAUGCUUCAACUCAGAGGAAUCGACUGUUCAUAGCAGGCGCACCGGGGGGUGGCUCGAUAGCACCUCCUGCUCACGACUUCAUCGCCCAGUGUCUUAAACGCGAUUGGAAGAUGACAUUUCUGGAAGGCUCGACCCUCCAGGAGGUCAUGGACGCAUUCCAUGCUCCUGACUUCGCGGGAGGCGUGGUCACGAUGCCCUAUAAGAAGACUAUCAUUCCCUGUCUGGACCACGUUGACAAUCUCGUUGUUCAGCUUGGUGCUUGCAACCAUGUUUCUGUCACUGAUGAUGGCACUUUGAGCGGGACAAAUACUGACUGGAUUGGGGUCAAAAAGGCUCUCUUACAGGAAGAACGGGCCACGCAUCCCGCGCAAGGGCUCAAGGGGAUGGUUGUCGGAGCGGGCGGCGCAAGUCGAGCGGCAGUGUACGCUCUUACGGAACUAGGAUGCAAGGACGUCUACGUUAUCAACCGCGAUGCCGGCGAGGUUCAAGAGCUUUUCGAAGACGUCCAGAAUUAUGAAUGCCCGAACCGGCCCCACAUUAUUCAUGUUCAAACCGUCCAGCAAGCCCAAACCUUAUCGUGCCCAAACUGGGUCGUGAGCACUGUUCCUGACUUUGAACCCAGAACUCCGGCAGAAAUCCAGGCAAGAUCCGUGUAUACCGAAUUUCUCGCCAAGAAGGAGAGACCACCUCAGGCACGUAUGCUGGACAUGUGCUACCACCCCUUGUUGACGCGCACUCUCCAACUUGCAAAGCAGUAUGGCUGGUUUGCCGUCGAUGGAAUUCAAGUUGUGGGACACCAGCUGAAAGAGCAAUGGAGGCCCUGGACAGGUGAAGAGAUCAACAAACAGCAGGAAGAAGUCGCAUGGAAGAUUUUGAGGGAGAGUGCAUGCUCAGACUCAACAGUUACUCCCGCAAGGGCAGGAGUCUGA